GAGGCUGACAGUUGAUUAGCGAGACGAUUCGACAUUGCUGGCUCUCUCAAGCCUGAUUCCUUCUACUUUCCGUCACUUCUCUCUUUCAUCUAAAUCGAAGACGACGACGACACAGAGCUCUCUCUCUCUCUCCAUUCCUUUUCAAUUUGGAGCAUCCUAAUUGUUCUUUUCCUUUACCUCUAAACCCUAGAAUACUUGUCAAAUAUUACCAUUUAAUUAUUUAAUCAAGGCAAUGGCGUUGAGUUUGCAGCAAUGGGAAUCGGACCCUCUGUUCUCGGCGGCCGAAGUGGUUCAAGAUUCCACCGACAGGAUGGAAUCAAUAUUUCGUCUACUAUUGCAUGAGCAAAGUCUUGUUCAAGGAGACCAUCCAGAGCCAAAGCUACUUAAUUCUGUAGAAUAUCAUAGGCGUGAUCUGGUCACUACUAUUGAAACAGCAAAAUGGCAGGUAUUUACUACCUUUCAUGCUGCUGCUUUUUGUUUUUUUUGGGUUCUUUUGUACUCUUAGAUUGUUUGCUUGUCCUUAUCAGCUGGAAGACUUUGAAAGAGAGGUAAAUCUGUCAGCCAUGACAGACAAGUCUCAACUGAGGCAAGAUGUAAUUUUAAGACAUAAGCAGUUUAUCAGAGCCAUUAGGGAACAUAUAGUUAAUGUGGAGAAAAGCGUGGAGGGAAUAUUGGCAGGAGACUUAGGAAGGAAUUCUGAGUGGGUAAACUUGAAUGAACAAGAUAGAUAUGGGUUGGCAUUGUUUCUUUCGGGCGGAAAACCUGUUGACCAUGGACCACUCUCUGACUCGGAAGACAGUAAUAUACUGAGAAGGUUUCUUGAUCCAACUGCAUCAUCUAGUCUCAAUGACGAGAUUGUUGAGCAGGAUAUUCGAGAAACUACGAGCUUGAACAUGAAUGGGUUUGUGCAUUUAGACCAUAAGUUUGAUAAAAAGGAUAAUAAAUUAAGGAGGGUGGGUUCUCUUUAUUCCACACAAAUGGCACUUGAAGCACCAUCUUUAAUUCAAGGGGCUGCUUCUGACAGAUGUGAUGAAGAGGGGAAUUGGGAUUUGGAAGCUAAUGAGGCCAAAUGUAGAAGCUUCUUUCAGAAGAACAAGUUUAGAGGUUAUUACAGCAAAGUGAAUGUCUUUGGAUCCUUGGGGAAUUUGUUGUCUGCAUAUGGAAAUAGGGCCAGUAGGAGUUUUACAAAGAGGUGGAAAGAUGGGGAAGAACAAAGGCAUCCACCAUUACACACUGAUGUUUCUCAAGCUGCACAGAGUUUUCUUACAAGACUAGGGCUCGCUUCCCGAUAUAUCAAUCCUCAGCAGUGGUCAGAUUUAUUAGCAAGAGUCAUGCACUCCCAUACUUGGCUUGAGCAGUGUUGGGCUAGAUAUCAAAGAUCUCAUACUCAAGUCAGUUGUCGUCCUGUAAGAUUGAUAUCAGCAAUACUAUUGACAUUGAUAUUUUUAGGUAUCCUGGCAUCUCUAGUAGCUUGAGUGGACUAUUUACAAGGGCAUUUUACACUGAGGAUGUCCAUCAGUUGCCCAUAAAUCAUGAAGCCUAGCAUAUUAUAUUUUGGUCCUACGCUAUUGUCAAAAGUGUCGGCAUCAGUUUCUCUAUCGAUUGUCAUCGUUUUCAAUUUACCACUUGGUCGUAGUUGGAUUGCAACAAUCUGCGCUAGCAAUUUGUUUGGGUGAAGUCGAGAGUCUCAUCCUCUAUGGUAUUACGGUGUUGGAGUGUUUUUUUUUUUUUUAAAAUUUCUGCAAACAGCAAGGCAGUGCAGAAAACUUGGCUGACUAAUUCACUAUUAAUUUACAUUGUCAAAUAGUUACGAAGCCUCAAACCGGCUAUUUUGUAGUGGGUGGGAACCCCUUUGGUCACAUCAAGGGGGUUGUUAUGCUGGUCGCCCCUUCCCACCUUUUUCUCCUAGC
Molecule: messenger RNA, 1910 nt
Organism: Ilex paraguariensis (yerba mate)
Lineage: Eukaryota; Viridiplantae; Streptophyta; Magnoliopsida; Aquifoliales; Aquifoliaceae
Source: the annotation of a GenBank genome assembly